Leptopilina heterotoma is the source of this 1720-nucleotide messenger RNA. Its product is annotated as facilitated trehalose transporter Tret1-like. Gene Ontology annotation, molecular function: transmembrane transporter activity. Lineage: Eukaryota; Metazoa; Arthropoda; Insecta; Hymenoptera; Figitidae. The record is from RefSeq and is a predicted model, not a curated record. The transcript has 2 exons. Bases 216 to 1643 code for a protein of 475 amino acids. Gene Ontology annotation, biological process: transmembrane transport. Gene Ontology annotation, cellular component: membrane.
AAGAACGGCAUUAAAAAGAGGAUGUAAAUAAAAAGAUAAUAUAAAUGUCUUGCUAUUUUGAUUAUUUUAGUGAAUAUAAAAAAUUUUAAUUUACUUAACAUAAAUCUCAAUUAUAAAUAUCUUAAGAUCCACUAAAAAAAUAAUGUUUUUAAUUACUUAAGGAAACUUUUGGAAAUAUAAAAUUGAACAUAAACAACUGAAGCUUAAAUGAAAAUAUGAGUGAUCACGAAAAUGUUAAAAGACCAUCAAAUGGAGGAAUAUUAUUUCAAUAUACAGCUGCAAUUUGUGCAUCUUUAACAAUGGCGGGUACAGCAACCUGUAUAGCAUGGUCAACAUCAGCGAUUCCAUAUCUAAGGAGUGAAAACUCAAAUAUCCAAAUUACCGAAUUGCAAGGAUCUCUAAUUGCAUCAUUAAAUUAUAUUGGAAUGAUUAUUGGCUUUGCAUUGUGUCCAUUUCUAAUGGAUCGUAUAGGCAGAAAAUUGAGUCUUCUGUUAGUUGGCCUCUCUCAAAUUAUCGGCUGGCUAUUGAUCAAUCAAUCACAAUCGGUGCAUGGGCUCUAUAUUGCUCGAAUAAUAUCAGGAAUCAGUGAUUUCAGUUUCAUCGUUUCAAUGAUUUACACUGGCGAGAUUGCCGAUAAAAAAAUACGUGGCACACUCUCUUCAAUUCAAAUUCUCUCCUUUUCCCUCGGCAUUUUCUACAUGAUAACAAUUGGCGCAUUUCUUUCAUACGAAACUGUGAAUAAACUGGGGCUUCUCAUUCCAGCAAUUUUCCUCAUUACAUUUGUAUUCAUGCCAGAGACUCCAUAUUAUUUAUUGAUCCGUGGACGUGAUGAGGAGGCAAUGAAGACACUUAUGAAAUUAAAAAAUACGGAGAAUAAAGAGGAGAUAAUACUUGAUUUGGAAAGAAUUAAGAGAGCAGUUAUUGAGAGUCGGGAAAAUUGUAAAAGUAGCUUUAAGGAACUGUACAGCACAGCAGGAAGUCGACGAAGCUUUCUCGCUUUAUUAUUUCUCAAAGUGACUAAACAACUUUCGGGAAUAACAGCAAUUGUCGUUUAUGGUCAAGAGAUACUUGAUCAAUCAGGAUUUUCCAUCGAAUCAAAAUAUUUGAUAGUGAUUCUCUGUGCGGGAAAAGUGUUCGCCGGUGUGAUAGCAACGAGUCUCAUCGAUAUACUCGGAAGGAAAAUAAUUCUUUUAUUCUCGGCGCUAGGAACUUGCCUGGCAUUAACUAUUGUUGGUGCAUUUUUUUUUCUCCACAAUUAUCUGAAAAUUGAUGUCAUCGCAUUUAAUUGGUUGCCAUUUGUGGGAUUAAUGAUACACGUGAUAACAUUUAAUAUUGGACUCGCUCACGUACCUGCGGUAUUUGUCGGUGAAGUGUUUUCCAUUAAAAUCAAAGUUCUCGCCGCUUCAUUUGCCCUAAUUGCGGAGGCAUUCGUUGGAUUUAUCGUCAUUAUUGGCUUCAUACCAAUGACAAAAACUAUUGGAAUUUAUGGAACUUUGUGGUUCUUCGCUGUCAUGUGCCUCGUGGGUCCAAUUGUGAGUAUUAUGAUAGUUCCCGAAACAAAAGGCAAAUAUUUGGAGGACAUUCAAAUUCAAAUUCAAAGAAGAACUUCAAGACAUGCUAUGAAGCCAUUGUUAUUCAAAUAAUCUGUAAAUAUAAUUUCUAAAGUUAAUUUUUAAACAUUUUUCAGUUAAUAGAAAGAAAAAUUCCUCUAAAAUUGUAA